GCCAAAAGCCGCCAAAAGAAUCGACAAUAAUCUACCACAGGCACCAUGGCCAAGAAAGCAAAGUCACGCACCAUCGCGGUGCGCAUCAUCUCCAUGGCCUUGACCGGUUACUACAAGACUCUUAUCCGACCUCGCCAACAUAGACCUUUGAGCAUGCUCAAGUACGACCCUGUUGUCAAGAAGAAGGUUCUCUUCCUCGAGGCAAAGCGCGGUGGUUCGAAGUAGUCGAGCCAAACGAACUGAGAAACGACCGAUUGCGACACCAUCUGUUGCAGCCAAUCUGUCUGGACCCGCCGUCAUACCGUAG
Aureobasidium pullulans EXF-150 is the source of this 307-nucleotide messenger RNA. RefSeq lists its product as uncharacterized. The transcript has 3 exons. Gene Ontology annotation, molecular function: structural constituent of ribosome. Gene Ontology annotation, biological process: translation. NCBI's taxonomy places the organism in Eukaryota, Fungi, Ascomycota, Dothideomycetes, Dothideales, Saccotheciaceae. The record is from RefSeq and is a predicted model, not a curated record. Gene Ontology annotation, cellular component: ribosome; mitochondrion. Bases 46 to 225 code for a protein of 59 amino acids.